CUGAGACCCUGAAAUCUGAAAUACCGAAAACAACACACAAUAAGUCCAAAACAAGAUUUUGCUUUAAUAAAUCGUCGGUUUUAGUGUCCAGAACGCUUGGAUUGGCCGAGACAUUAUGGCGGCCGGGCCCGUGAGUGAACGAAAUCAAGAUGCCACCAUUUAUGUGGGUGGUUUAGACGAGAAAGUGAGCGAAUCCCUGGUUUGGGAGCUGUUCGUGCAAGCCGGUCCCGUGGUCAAUGUUCAUAUGCCCAAGGAUCGAGUCACUCUAAUGCAUCAAGGUUACGGAUUCGUCGAGUUCCUCACGGAGGAUGACGCAGACUAUGCCAUCAAGAUCAUGAACAUGAUCAAACUGUACGGGAAUCCUAUUCGUGUCAACAAGGCCUCUGCCCAUCAAAAGAAUCUGGACGUGGGAGCGAAUAUUUUCAUCGGCAAUCUGGACCCUGAAGUUGAUGAAAAGCUCCUGUACGACACAUUUUCGGCAUUCGGAGUCAUCCUGACCACGCCCAAGAUUCAACGCGAUCCAGAUUCUGGGAACUCCAAAGGAUUUGCCUUUAUCAAUUAUGCAUCAUUCGAGGCCUCAGAUGCCGCCAUAGAGGCCAUGAAUGGCCAGUAUCUUUGCAACCGCGCCAUUUCCAUUUCCUACGCAUUCAAGAAAGAUUCCAAAGGUGAACGUCACGGAUCUGCCGCCGAGCGCCUCCUGGCGGCUCAAAACCCACUUUCUCAAGCUGACCGUCCGCAUCAGUUGUUUGCUGACGCUCCCCCAAUGUCAAUGGGAGGUGGGGGUCCCCCUGGCGGUCCUCCUGGUCUGCCACCACCACCGCCAUCUAUGGGCAUGACCGGCAUGCCACCUCCUCCACCUGGGCCACCUGGUAUGCAUCCUAUGAUGGGUGGGGGAAUGCCACCAAUGCCACCUAGACCUCCCAUGCCACCUCCUCCACCAGGAUCUCAAUAUCCUCCAAUGCCCUCUGGGCCACAUCAAGGUCAAAUGAGACCCAAUUGGGGCCCUCCACCUCCUCAAGGAUACCCGCCUAUGCCACCUAAGCAAGGAUGGAGACCACCACCGCCUGGAUGGGGUGUGGGUCAUGGUGGACCUCCCCCACCUCCCAGGCCUCCAAUGCCACCAAUGCCUCCGGGUCCACCUCCUCCACAAUAAAGACAACGGUGAGAUGGAUGAUGUGUGGUUGGAGUUCAUAUUUUGAUCUGCGACAUGUUUGGGCUGAACGCUAGAUUGUGUCAAAAAAAAAAUGCGUCUUAAUUUAUGAAUAAAUUUGUGACGAGCAAAGAUUCACUGAA
This is a messenger RNA of Tigriopus californicus, 1293 nucleotides long. It is a transcript of the gene Spx, whose product is annotated as splicing factor 3B subunit 4-like. Gene Ontology annotation, cellular component: nucleolus; U12-type spliceosomal complex. The transcript is spliced from 3 exons. The record is from RefSeq and is a predicted model, not a curated record. NCBI's taxonomy places the organism in Eukaryota, Metazoa, Arthropoda, Copepoda, Harpacticoida, Harpacticidae. Bases 116 to 1153 code for a protein of 345 amino acids. Gene Ontology annotation, molecular function: RNA binding. Gene Ontology annotation, biological process: positive regulation of mRNA splicing, via spliceosome.